Molecule: messenger RNA, 585 nt
Organism: Adineta steineri
Lineage: Eukaryota; Metazoa; Rotifera; Eurotatoria; Adinetida; Adinetidae
Source: the annotation of a GenBank genome assembly
AUGCCUUCUUAUUACUUUUUUCUUACUCUUCUCAUUUUAUUGUAUACAUUUGAUAAUAUAAAAGUUAACGGUGAUGAAUUUAAAAGAGAAAAAACACAUAUGAAAAAAGAUCCACGUGAUUAUACUGAUAGAGAUGUAGACAGUCUUUUCGAAGAAUGGGAGGAUAAUGAUGACGAUAUCUUACCUGAAGAUGAACGUCAUGAUUACUUUAUUCGUGGUAAAAAUCGUCCUCAAUUUCGACCAGAAGAUUUUGUCGGUAAACAACCUGAACAAGUUAUGAAAUUAUCAAAAAAAGGACAAACAUUGAUGAUGUUUGCUACUGUUUCGGGUUCACCAACACGAAGAGAAACAGAAGAAAUUACUCAAAUAUGGUGGUGGGGUUUGAAAAAUGCUUUAUAUGAUGUUACUCGACAUGUUAUUAAUGAUGAUCGUAUAUUGCUUGUUUUAAAUGAUGGUUCACAAGCAUUUGAAAUCAAAGAUUUUCUUGUACAACAGGAUCGUUGUAAAGAAGUUACUAUUGAUAAUCGACCUUAUUAUGGUAAAGGUGCUACGGCUGCAGAUAAAGGUGGCAAAAAGGAACUCUGA